AUGACCGACUUAUCAAGAGAAAAGCAGUCAAGCCAAGGAGUGUCCGUUUUGAAAAUUCAGAAACUGCUUCUCGUAAAUAUGGUAUGUUUACUUAGUUUACUUCAUUAAAAGGUCAACGUAACUCCUCUUUCGGUGUUUCUGGCCCUAAAAGCUUUGCUACUGACAGAUAUCCUGGCGGCUCUCAAUCGUCAGGUUUCCGUGCUGCGUCUUUUAAAACACCGCAGAAGACCUGUGAUGAUAAACGCCAAGAUGUCAGAGAAUACUCAAAUACACAUCAUAGUGUUUGCUGGCAUUUUUCGAUAUCCAAUUGCUUCUAGUCUCAGGUUAAACCACAGUGGUUUACCGAAGGUCCAUCCAAUGCAGACGAACAAAUUGAACUUGAUGAUCUAAGGAUGCCACCACACCGACUGGCAAGUAUUGGUGGCAGGGGCGAAGAAAGCAGUCCAGAAUUCCAAGGUAAAUUUGGUUUCGGUUGACAAUUUUUUGUAGAGGCCGCAAAGAUCGAGACCGAAGACCACAAAGACGUAUGCGGCAAAAGCAACAGAAGUUCGGGACCAGAUGAUGCGGUUAAUGUGGUUCUAUCUGAGCCAUUCAACAAUAAGUCUGGCAACUUACAAAAGGCUUCUGGUAUGACUAUAUUAGCUUACGACAUUAAAAGAAAAAACGAAAAUUCACACUCUUCGUGAGAUAGAACUUGAACUCCGCGUAAGGAGUGCCAAUUAUGAGAGCGACAACGAUAUGACUGGCUACUACAAGUUGCUAGAGAUGGUCGGCAUAAAUUUGGACAGGAGCGUCUCUCCAAUUUUAGUAAAAGUUCUCACUUUUUGGUUUUUACACUUUAAUAGACCCAAGCUAACCAUCUAAAGGGGUUUCAAUCAUCAGACCACUCAAAUAACGAAGAAACUGAAAGACUGACUCGUAAUGGAACUCCAGUGGCUUCGAGAUCCGGACCUGUGGAUGAGACCAAAAGCAAGGUCGCUGAAGAUUCACCCAUAGUACCAGCUCUCGACGAAAAAGUUCCCAGUCAUGUUCCGCAACACGUUUUCCCACCCGAAAACCUCGGAAAUAACGUGUGUUUUCUGUUAUACUAACAAUUUUUAGGCUUUCCGGUGGAUUCGUGCUAUUGUAAGACAAUAUUUUUUCUACUAAGCGUAUUUUACGAAGACAAAUGCUGCGUCAGCCAACGCAUUUAUCAGCCAAAAUAUGGAAUCUUCGGGUAACCUUGAAUCUGACCCAAGUGUUCAGCCUGAUAACGGUAAGUAUUUUUCGUUAUAAUUCUUCCAGAUGUUGAGCAGCAGUAUCAGGCUCCACACUGUAACGCGUUCCCAGAUCAUGGUCAAGAGAACGACGACUCCAAAUUCGCAGAGUAAAGUCUUUUAAUAGUUACUCCUUGUAGACAAAACACGGAAAACUCUUAUUCCUGUCAGGCAUUGCCUUUUCAGGUCAACAUGAACUUUCCCAUUAAUGGCGGAUAUAAUCGCCUGUACGACCGGUUCUUCCCCUCUUUAGCUUUUUCGAAUCCCAACAAGCUGUUUAGCCGUCCUCACUUUCAACCUUUUAUCAUGCAGAAACUCCUUCAGCAGCAACAUCUUGCCAAAUGUAAGUUGUUUCUAAACCAAAGUCUGACCAUACAUUUUUUGCCCAGAUGGUGUGAAUCAGCUAUGCAGUGAUUUCAGUUGGUUCACUAGUUUACUCAACUUCUGUUGAUCUGAUAGGAUUUAUGUUUGAUAAUAGGAUAAAAUAAAGGCCGAUAGGUUUUUACAGGGUGCAGAGAAAACUUACGAACCGACAGUGCCUUUUCUCUUACUAGUGUUUUGACGUUUGUGAGCGCACAGUCUUUUCGAAUACCGUCUUCUGUAGACGACAUUAUAUAUGCUUUUCUCCAGAUGGACUAACAGACAUGGUCGCACCUUCUUGCGUAGCAAUAUUGGAAGUAUACCUUCCCCAGUUCUUUAACUUGCUCUGUCUUUAACAUAAAAACUGCCGGAAACAUUAAGAACUGUCUUGAUGUCGAAUGCACAUGCAAGCAGGCAGUUCAAAACUCGUGUAAUGCGAUCAGCGUUCUGGUUGUAAGUGUUCUGGUCUAGAAUUCCCCUAAUGGUUGGUUUCAUCUUCUAUUUACAUAUUUUUUGGAAUCACAUGAGCGACUUGCAUCGGAUCUAUAUGCUUUUAUGGUCUGUAAACCAUCUCGUACAAAUGAUAACUACGAUUUUAUUUGCGCAUUUGUAUUGCCUGAACCGCAGCUAUCGUGAUAGAAUCUGUUUCUAAGUCGAUUAAACUUUGUGUUUUAUACUUUUUUAGAACAAUACAAACACAUUUGGUUGGUGACAGGAAAGUUUAGGCUUAAAGAUGCAAAGAAGACUCAAGACUCGUAAUUAAAGUCUUACAUAUUACUGUUGUCAGAAGUGCUUCAAUCAAUCAGAAGUUGUUUAAACGCUUUGAACAGCUAAAUUACUUCCUCAAGACGGGUUUCAUACCUUGUUUUUUCUACCCAUAUCCCAAUGCUCUCAGUAGACCCUUUAUUUUUUCUUGCAUCGUUGAAAAUGCGAAAGAACUGGGUUAUUUGCUAGUGCUGUUUUAUAUUUCUUUUCAUCGAUGUAGUGACUUGAGUGCAGUUAUGCAAGACAGUGGUCAUUUUUAUCUCAAAAUCGAAUCCACUGGACGUCUGAUUAUUGCUCUAUCUUCUGACUGCAUUUGUCCAGUUCAGUCGGCUAUCGAGUGUUCUGUAUAUUUCAAAUUCCUUUAAAAUGACUACAGAAACCUAGCCAUUGUUUACCAUGUCAUGUUGCCUUCUCAACGAUGAUCGUUUCAACCCUUCUGAGACCACCUUCUCUGGGAGAAGCCACUUAUAAUUCACCAUUCCCUUUUAAAACAAAUUUCUUUGGACCUAGCCAACAAGCGUCUAGUAUAAAAAUGAUUAGAGAAAACCACCUUAUUUGAGUUUGGUGGUUGAAUUCAUUGUGUAACGUGGCUUUGUAAGCUUGAAAGUACGUAUAUUUCUGGAGCAUACACUAUGUUUUUAAAUGGUCUCGAACCCCAAAACUGCCCAGGAAACAUGUUUAAAAUCAAAUUACGCAAUACUUAGGAAAAGUAGAAUAACAUUAUAUGACUCUGAAACAUCAUAACUGAUCUGAAAAAUCAACAUGCGCUUUAAAAGAAACCAAAAGCUGUCAACGUAUGCUUGAUUAUGCGUCCUAAAAAUCAACUAGAAAAUUUAGAAGGUUAAUGACAUGCCUUGCGGAUUUGCAAAAGGACUUCUUUUUCUACAGAGACCUUCAAGUUAAGACUCUGUCCCUUGUUUCCGAAAAACGUAGCUGCGUCUGUACAGGCGUCAAAAUAGUGGCAAGAAAAUAUGUAAUUUUUGGAGCCCAUAUUGUUUUCGUGAGGUUUUCAAAAGUGACUGGGGGGAACUGACAGAAAUUUAGCGUGCUGCAGUCUAAAAAUAUAUUUGACCUUAUAGUCUUUGUACGUGGGCCUGGUCCCCAAAGAGGCCGUUGUCUUAUGGCAUUUUUCGUAAUUGAUCAAGAUUCCUGGACUCUGUGUUGUGUCGAAGAGCCCUUUAAGAUAUCUGUCUUUCAAGUAUUUGGGUUUAAAAUCGUUUUUUGACUUAAAAGAUCUGGCAGUUUUAUUUUCCCGGCUCUGCUCUGAGACAAUCAUGGGGUCUCUUUCUAUUUCCCUUAAUUUUAUUUGCUGAGUAAUAUUAGGAAAAUAAAAACAGCUUCCACGUUGCUCGAGUUUAAACAGCUCUAUGGUGUUUUUGCGCGACACGCAGUCAGUGCUAUCAUCCUUUUCAUUCUUAACUUUAGUUGGAUAUCUGGCGGACUCUGCGCUCAAUCUAUUGCAAUGGCGAAAUUUCCAGAACAUGAUGACGGGCUACUCACCGAUGCCGGAAUUCCAGCAGUUCUCUAACUCCCACUGCACAGCCUACGGCCCCGCGAAUGGGCCGGCUGUGUGCACGAGCCCGGGGCCGGUUUGCACGAAUCCGCAGGAUUAUCGUCAACAACUGCAGCAGGAGGAGGGACAUCAAUCCUUAGGAGGCUGA
Messenger RNA from Spirometra erinaceieuropaei, 4042 nucleotides. Lineage: Eukaryota; Metazoa; Platyhelminthes; Cestoda; Diphyllobothriidea; Diphyllobothriidae. The record is from the annotation of a GenBank genome assembly.